AGCCCCGGCCUUGUCGCAACCGCCCCGGCGCGUCGGCUGGCUGGGCAGCCGGGUGAAGGUGGAGCUUGGGAGGCGGCAGCGGAGCGGGUAGACAAGCCGACCCAGCAGCAGCAGCAACAGAAGAAGAAGGAGCCUCCCCCCGGGAUGGUCCCGCCGGCGCCAGCUGCGCGCUAUUUAACCCUAAGCGCCCAGACCGCGCCCGGCCCGCAGCUUCAGCGGGCUUAAAGGAGACGGUGGGUCGGUCGGUGGCUGCUUCGGGCUUGCUUGUUGCUUGGUUUUUCCCCUCCUGCCCCGGGGAUGCGCGCAGGGCGAGGAAGCCUGCCUCGCCUUGGCCGAAGUGCGGGGAAGGAGGCGGAGGCGCCUCCGUCCUGCCAACGGGGAGGGCAGUGGGGGCGGCAGCGGCAGAAGCAGCAGCGGGGGCGCCCCCGGGCUCCGGCCAUGCGCGCACCGUCCGGCCAAGCUCGCUUGGGUUGAGCGCGCCGCGGGACCCACCUUGCCAUGGCCAAGGAGGAAUGCAAGGCGCUGCUGGACGCGCUGAGCAAAGUCACGGCUUGCUACCGGCACCUGGUGCUGACCGUCGGGGGCGCGGCGGACUCGCAGGAGCUGCGCGAGGAGCUGAAGAAGACCCGGCAGAAGGCGCAGGAGCUGGCCGGGGUGACCCGGACCCAGCUGACGGCCGCCCUGCGGAACAAAACCUUGGCCAAAGAGGAGCGAGCCGAGUUCGAGCGCCUCUGGGUCAUCUUCUCCGCCUGCCUGGAGAUCCUGGAGGGCGACAUGCGGCGCGCCCUGCAGCUGGGCCAGGCGUUCCCCCUCCACGUGCCCAAGAAGCCGCUCAUCCAGACGGGGCUGAGCGGAGGCACCUCCGGGGUGGCAGCCCGGGCCAUGAGCGUCCAGAACAUGAAGUACAACGCCGAGGCCAACAUCGACGUGGUGGAUCUGACGGACCUAGAGCAGGAGAUCAGCCAGGUGGGCGAGAUGAUCUACGAGAUGGAGAUGAAGGUCAACGUGCCCCGCUGGACGGUCGAGGCCAAGCAAGACCCGGGCACCGAGCUGAAUUCCAACAUCAGUGGGGGCGCCUCUUCCCUGGGUGCCGUCUCGGGGGUUGAGAACAAGACCCUUUGCGAUCCCAGCAGGGUCCUGGCCGCCAUCAUUUUCACCGCCGUCCUCCUGAUCGCCAUCGGCCUGGCGGUGUGCGUGGCCAAGCUCUCCUAAGGCUGGACGGGGAGAGGGGAAAGGGCUCUUCCUUGCAACGGUACCAGUGGUGGGAUUCAGCCGGUUCGCACCACUUCGGGAGAACCAGUUGUUAACUUUCUGAGCAGUUUGGUGAA
Molecule: messenger RNA, 1328 nt
Organism: Thamnophis elegans (Western terrestrial garter snake)
Lineage: Eukaryota; Metazoa; Chordata; Lepidosauria; Squamata; Natricidae
Gene: RGS9BP
Product: regulator of G protein signaling 9 binding protein
Exons: 1
Coding region: 499-1212 (237 amino acids)
Biological process (GO): detection of light stimulus involved in visual perception; G protein-coupled receptor signaling pathway
Cellular component (GO): photoreceptor outer segment; neuron projection
Source: RefSeq, a predicted model, not a curated record